AUGGAAGGGCUGGCUGUGGAAGUUCGUGGCUCGAACGGGGCCUUCUAUAAGGGGUACAUCAAGGAUGUCCACGAUGACUCGCUCACCAUUGUGUUUGAAAACAACUGGCAGCCAGAGCGACAGUUACCCUUCAGUGACGUACGGCUGCCGCCUCCGGCAGAUUACAACAAAGACAUUGGCGAAGGAGAGGAGGUAGAGGUUUACUCUCGGGCUAAUGAACAAGAACCAUGCGGCUGGUGGCUGGCCAGGGUCCGAAUGAUGAAAGGCGAGUUUUACGUCAUCGAAUACGCGGCCUGUGACGCCACCUACAACGAGAUUGUCACGGCGGAACGCAUCAGGCCUCUUAACCCGAACAGUCCUUCUUCAAGAAAUUCCUUCCACAAAGUCACCAUCCCAGUCCCGGAGGACCUGAGAGAUAUCUGUUCAGGCGACAACAUUCAUAAAGACUUUAGGAAAGCUAUCGGCGCCAACUGCAUCUUCUUCAGCGCCCAAACAAAUGAGCUCAUUGUGCUGUCUACAAACGAAACCACGGUAAAACGCGCCACCCUUCUCAGCGACAUGCAUUUCCGCAGCAUCCGAACCAAGCUUAUGCUUAUGUCACGUAACGAGGAAGCCACCAAACAUUUGGAGACAAGUAAGCAGUUAGCUUCAGCGUACCAGGAAGAGGUUCGCGUCAGAGAAGACCUGAUGGGCCUCGCCAUCGGCUCUCACGGCGCAAACAUCCAGCAGGCCCGCAAAGUACCCGGCGUCACAGCAAUCGAGCUAGAGGAAGAGAGCUGUACCUUCAGGAUCUACGGAGAAACACCAGAGGCGGUAAAGCAGGCACGGGAGUAUCUGGAAUUUAAAGAGGACUACUUUCAGGUACCCAGGAACCUUGUCGGCAAAGUCAUCGGCAAGAACGGAAAAGUCAUCCAAGAGAUUGUGGACAAGUCGGGCGUGGUCCGUGUCAGGAUCGAGGGAGACAACGACAAAAAGCUUCCCCGUGAGGAGGUAGGCAGGCAGGGGGAAGGCAGGGACGACACUGCCAACAGCAAAGAGGGCAUGGUCCCUUUCGUGUUUGUCGGAACGAAGGAGAACAUCAGCAAUGCGCAGGCUCUGCUGGAGUACCAUGUGUCUUACCUCCAGGAGGUGGAGCAGUUGCGCAUGGAGCGUCUCCAAAUUGACGAGCAGCUCCGCCAGAUUGGGGUGGGCUACCGCACGUCUCAAAAUCGAACGGGACAAGCUGGAACGGACCGAGAGAAAGGCUACCUGACUGACGAAAGCAGCAAUUCACUCCACACUGCCCGUACCUACGGGGGUCGCGGAAGAGGUCGCAGGGCUUCCAACAGCAUGCAUUCUGGAUAUGGGACAAACUCUGAACUGUCCAACGCCUCUGAGUCGGAGGAUGUAAGCGAGCGUGAGCAGCGGCCACGAGGAAUUGGUGGAGAGGAGCGAAGCUCCAGACGGGGCGGUCGAGGCCGGGGCUCCAACCCCGGGCGAGGACGCGGCGGUCCAGGGUCCAAACCGGCCAACUCGAUCAGCUCAGUGCUGAGGGACCCUGACAGUAAUCCUUACGCACUGCUUGACGGAGAAGAACUGGCUGACGCGGACGUCAGCGAAGGCGCUGGAGACCGUCGCAGACGUUCCCGCCGCCGCCGCAACGACCAGGAGCCUAGCGUGAUGGAUGCCGCCACGGAGUCCGACAGCCAGGCCGGACCCAAUGAGAACGGAUUGGAUGAAGAGGCCAGACCUCAACGCCGCAACCGAAGCCGCCGUCGUCGCAACCGUGGCAGUCGCCCGGAGGGAGGCUCCACCAGCCGCGAUCGGCAGCCAACUGACAGUGUGACCGUCGCCGACUACAUAUCCCGUCCCGAGUCCCAAAGCAGACAGAACCUUCCCUUGAAGGAGAACCACACUGGUCCUGAGCCCAAGGAAAACGGGACCAGCAACAAAACGGACGAGAUGACACCUAAGCGUUCACCCAGCAAAGGCUUGACACCAGCCAGCGAGACCGUCACGUUGGUCAACGGCGUCUCAUAA
Nerophis lumbriciformis (worm pipefish) is the source of this 2019-nucleotide messenger RNA. Lineage: Eukaryota; Metazoa; Chordata; Actinopteri; Syngnathiformes; Syngnathidae. The record is from RefSeq and is a predicted model, not a curated record.